Messenger RNA from Plectropomus leopardus (leopard coralgrouper), 2564 nucleotides. It is a transcript of the gene ehhadh, whose product is annotated as enoyl-CoA, hydratase/3-hydroxyacyl CoA dehydrogenase. Gene Ontology annotation, biological process: fatty acid beta-oxidation. NCBI's taxonomy places the organism in Eukaryota, Metazoa, Chordata, Actinopteri, Perciformes, Serranidae. Gene Ontology annotation, molecular function: NAD+ binding; (3S)-3-hydroxyacyl-CoA dehydrogenase (NAD+) activity. The record is from RefSeq and is a predicted model, not a curated record. Gene Ontology annotation, cellular component: peroxisome.
GGCCAACCAACCACCGCCGCUGCUGCUUCUUCUCUGGGCUUCAACGGCUGCUAGCACCCUCGGUGCCGCUUACCGCCAUCUUGUGGAGUUGCCAUGGCUAACUUCACUCGUGUUUCGGGGUCUGUUGGGCUGAUUACUCUCAGGAACCCGCCGGUCAACGCACUCAGUGCAGCGGUGAGGCAGGGCGUCGUUGACACGGUGCAGAGAGCAAUCAGUGACCCACAGGUGAAGUCUGUGGUCAUCUGUGGACAGAAUGGAGUCUUCUGUGGGGGGGCUGACAUCAAGGAGUUUGGGACAAACAUGACCGGACCUCCUCUAAUACCGAUGAUCCACGCCAUAGAGGCUGUAAACAAGCCGGUGGUGGCAGCCAUAGAAGGGAGCGCUUUAGGCGGGGGCCUCGAAUUGGCACUUGGCUGUCAUUACCGAAUCGCACACUCUAAAGCCAGACUGGGGCUUCCAGAGGUGACACUGGGUCUGCUGCCAGCUGCAGGGGGAAGCCAGCGUCUGCCGAGGCUCAUCGGGGUCCCGGCUGCAUUAAACCUCAUCACUACAGGCCGCCAUGUGACCGCUGCUGAGGCUCUGCAACUUGGCAUUGUGGAUCAGGUUACUGAUCACAACACUGUGGACGCAGCUGUGAAGUUUGCCCUGAGUGUUUCAGGUCAAUCAAUGGAUGCCCGUCGUAUCAGCACUUAUCCGUGUCCACGCCCGUCUGAUAUGGAUGCUCUUUUUGAGGAGGUGAUGCAGCAGGUGCGUCAGAGUGCCCGUGGAGCUAUAGCACCAAUUGCAUGUGUCCAGGCGGUGCGGGCAGCUGCAACCCUGCCGUACGCUCAGGGCAUGGAGCGAGAGAAAGAGCUGAUGGCCACUCUCUUCACCUCCGGUCAGGCCCGCGCCCUGCAGUACUUCUUCUUUGCUCAGAGAGCCGUUGGCAGGUGGACGAUGCCCAGUGGAGCCCGCUGGGAUACAAGCAAGCCCAGGCCCAUACAUAAAGCAGCUGUCCUUGGUCUUGGCACCAUGGGGAAAGGCAUAACAGUGGCCCUCGCUCAGACGGGGUUGUCUGUGGUUGCUGUGGAGACCCAGGAGAAGCAGUUGAUGGCAGCAAAGCAGGAAGUAUCUGGCAUGUUAGCGCGAGUAGCCAAGAGACGUGGGGUGGCUCCUGAGCUUAAUCGGAUUAGAUAUAGCCAGAACAUUGAGGCUGUGGCAGACGUCGACCUGGUCAUUGAGGCUGUGUUUGAAGAUAUGGCCCUGAAGAAGAAAGUCUUCCGGCAGCUCUCUGCUGUUUGUAAACCCGGCACUUUCCUUUGCACCAACACAUCUUCACUAGAUGUGGACCAGCUGGCCUCUGAAACCAACAACCCAGAGCUGGUGGUCGGGAUGCACUUCUUUGCCCCAGCUCAUGUCAUGAAGCUGCUGGAGGUGGUGUAUGGCCCACGGUCCUCUCCUCAAAUCAUAGCCACUGCCAUGCAAUUGGGAAAGAAAAUGGGCAAAGCUAGUGUGGCAGUUGGCAACUGUCGGGGCUUUGUGGGUAACCGCAUGCUGAAGCCUUACAUCAACCAAGCUUUCUUCCUGUUGGAAGAGGGAGCUACACCUGAGUUGGUAGACAGAGCGCUGGAGGAGUUUGGUUUUCCCAUGGGUGUAUUCAGAGUUUCAGACCUCUCUGGGCUCGACGUGGGCUGGAAAGUCAGGAAGGAAGAUGGGCUGGUACUGCCUGGCAUGACAUCAGGGCCAUCAGCAAGAAUCCGACAAGGCUGCAGGUACAGCCCCCUGGGAGAUCUGCUAUGUGAGCAGGGUCGGUUUGGCCAAAAAACAGGGCGGGGUUGGUACUCAUAUGACAAACCUGGCGGUCGUGUUGCCAAGUCUGACCCCUGGCUGCACAGUUUUCUGGAGGUGUACCGAGCCCGGCACGGCCUGGUGGCACGCAGCAUAGACCACCAGGAGGUACUGGAGCGCUGCCUCUACGCCCUGAUCAACGAAGGCUUCCGCAUUCUGGAGGAUGGAAUAGCUGCAGGACCGGAAGACAUCGAUGUCAUCUACGUGUUCGGCUACGCCUGGCCCAGGCACCGCGGAGGUCCCAUGUUCUAUGCCAGCAUGGUGGGGCUGGCAAAGGUCCUGGAGAGGCUGGAACACUACCACCAGGCUCACCGUGACAUACCCUCCCUGCAGCCCUGUACCCUCCUCAGGAGGCUGGUGGCCAGCGGCAGCCCACCUGUCCACAAGUGGAGGGAAGUCAUCAAGAAACUCCACAGCCAGCUUUAAAUCUGAAACAAACCAGCUUUAAUCACUUUAUUAUUGAGGAUCUUAUACUGUGAUUCACACCAAAUGGACUGUGCAUUGAGCUUUACAAUAAUGCUGAUCAUCAUAAUAUCCCUGACUGUGGGCCUACACUGAUUUACCAGUUAAUUAGGUAAACAUGCAUACAAUGCCAUGCCAUUCAAUAGAGAACCCCAGUAAUGAGUCCUAAAACCUUUACAGGAGUUAGAGCCAAGGGGUCAGUGGGUUUUUGGUUAGAAGCCUUAAAUGAGGUCUGUGGUUAACACUAGCUUAAGAGACUUCCACGUUUUGUUCUA